AUGAGAGGGCAAGGUAAUUUCAAUAUGGUAAUACUAUCAAACGUUGGCGGCAGCGGCGCGGUGAAAGCGGUUGCGGUGAGAGGCUCAAGGGGAAAGACUUGGCGUCAGAUGACUCGUAACUGGGGUGCCAACUGGCAGAGCUCCGGCGAUCUCCGUGGACAGAGACUUUCCUUCAGAGUUACUCUCCUUGACCGCAAAACAAUGACGUUUUUAAAUGUUGUUCCUUCUUCUUGGUGGUUCGGUCAAACCUUCUCUUCUCGAGGCCAGUUUCACUGA
Messenger RNA from Eruca vesicaria subsp. sativa (arugula), 276 nucleotides. NCBI's taxonomy places the organism in Eukaryota, Viridiplantae, Streptophyta, Magnoliopsida, Brassicales, Brassicaceae. The record is from the annotation of a GenBank genome assembly.